Lodderomyces jiufengensis is the source of this 1245-nucleotide messenger RNA. It is a transcript of the gene CAM1, whose product is annotated as translation elongation factor EF1B gamma. Gene Ontology annotation, biological process: translational elongation. The coding region runs from base 1 to 1245 and encodes 414 amino acids. Gene Ontology annotation, cellular component: cytoplasm; nucleus. The record is from RefSeq and is a predicted model, not a curated record. Gene Ontology annotation, molecular function: translation elongation factor activity. The transcript is spliced from 2 exons. Lineage: Eukaryota; Fungi; Ascomycota; Pichiomycetes; Serinales; Debaryomycetaceae.
AUGUCAUUAGGAACUUUAUAUGCUACUCAACAAACAAGAAGUUGGGUCCCAAAAGCUAUAGUUAAGCAUUUUAAUUUAGAUGUUAAAUUUAGUGAUAAAGAUGAAAAAUAUCAUUCAAAUUUUCCAUUAAAUAAAAUUCCUGCUUUUAUUGGACCAAAAGGUUUCAAAUUGACUGAAGUUUUAGCUAUCAGUCUUUAUUUGAUCAAUUUAGCUGAUCCAAAAUCUAAAUUAUUAGGUAAAAACGCUGCUGAAUAUGCUUCAAUUCUCAAAUGGUCAUCACUUGCAAAUAUGGAAUUAUUACCAACUGAAGCUAAAGUUUUCAGACCAUUAACAGGACAAGCACCUUACAACAAAAAACAAAUUGAUGAAGGUAAUGCCUAUUUAGAUAAACUUAAUGGAGUUUUUGAAGAAAGAUUAUCAAACUUCACUUACUUAGUUGGUGAAAGAUUAACUUUUGCUGAUUAUUUUGUUGCCACUACUUAUGUCAGAGGUUUUGAAUUUUUAUAUGGUAAAGAAUGGAGAGCUAAAUUUCCAAGUGUCACAAGAUGGUACAAAACUGUAAUUGAAUCAGAUUUCUUAAAAUCAAUUGUACCAGAAGUUAAAUUCAGAGAUGCACCAGUUGAAUAUCAACCACCAAAGAAAGAAAAGAAAGAAAAAGCUCCAGCUGCUGCCGCUGCACCAGCUGCUAAGAAAGAAGCUGCUCCAAAGAAACCUGCUGCCGAAGAAGAUGCUGAACCAGCUGCUGCUCCAAAACCAAAACAUCCAUUAGAAGCUUUAGGUAAACCAAAAGCUCCAUUAGAUGAAUGGAAAAGAGUUUAUUCAAACGAGGAAACUAGAGAAACUGCUAUCCCAUGGUUCUGGAAUAAUCAAUAUGAUCCAGAAGAAUGGUCAUUAUGGAAAGUUGAUUAUAAAUAUAAUGAUGAAUUAACUUUAACUUUUAUGUCAAAUAAUUUAGUUGGUGGAUUCUUUAAUAGAUUAUCAGCUUCAACUAAAUAUAUGUUUGGUUGUAUGGUUGUUUACGGUGAAAAUAAUAAUAAUGGUAUUACUGGUGCCUUUUUAGUCAGGGGCCAAGAUUAUAAACCAGCAUUUGAUGUCGCUCCAGAUUGGGAAUCUUAUGAAUUUACCAAAUUAGAUGGUUCAAAAGAUGAUGUUAAAAAAUUUGUUGAUAAUAUGUUUGCUUGGGAUGAACCAGUUGAAGUUAAUGGUGAAAAAAGAGAAAUUGCUGAUGGUAAAGUAUUUAAAUAA